Amphimedon queenslandica is the source of this 1022-nucleotide messenger RNA. Its product is annotated as phosphatidylcholine translocator ABCB4-like. Gene Ontology annotation, biological process: oligopeptide export from mitochondrion. Bases 52 to 996 code for a protein of 314 amino acids. NCBI's taxonomy places the organism in Eukaryota, Metazoa, Porifera, Demospongiae, Haplosclerida, Niphatidae. The transcript has 3 exons. Gene Ontology annotation, cellular component: mitochondrial inner membrane. Gene Ontology annotation, molecular function: ATP hydrolysis activity; ATP binding; ABC-type oligopeptide transporter activity. The record is from RefSeq and is a predicted model, not a curated record.
UUAAAAGUAUAAACUGAAAUUAUUUCUUUCUCCUCCAGAGCUAUCGGUGCAAUGCUGUACGCUGGCUGGUUGUUUAAGGAGCUCAUCCGCUCACUACCUGAUACCCAGUCGGCACAAAUAGCAGCUUCAAGAAUACUAGCACUACUGGAGGAAAAACCCUCCAUUAACAUACCUAACCAAGGAGUGGAUAUCGCCACAAAAUUUCAAGAAGAUUACGCUAAGCUCGCAUUAGACGACAUUCAUUUCUCUUACUCGUCUCGUCCUGGUGUGGUGGUACUACCCGGUCUGAGUCUCACCGUUAAACCAGGAAAGACUCUCGGCAUAGUAGGACCGAGCGGAUCAGGAAAGAGCACCAUACUGUCGCUUGCCGAGAGAUUCUAUGAUCCUGAUCCUGAUUCAGGAACAAUAGAAUUCAACAAUAUCAAUAUCAAUAUCUUUGAGAUCUCAUCUCUCCGGAGACAGAUGAGUCUAGUACCUCAGGACCCAGUUUUAUUUGACAUGUCUAUUUCUGAUAAUAUUCGUUAUGGGGCUUUAUUUAGAAAUGACAUUACUGAAGAUGAAGUCAUAGAAGUGGCUAAAGUUGCUAAUAUUCACGAGUUCAUUAUGUCAUUGCCUCAUGGUUACCAGACUAUGGUUGGUAGUAGAGGCACUCAACUAAGUGGCGGUGAGAAGCAGCGAGUAGCCAUUGCCCGUGCUUUAAUUAGAAACCCCAAAAUCCUCCUCCUUGAUGAAGCAACGUCAGCUCUUGACUCGGAAAACGAGAAAGUGGUCCAGGAAGCUCUUGAUAAAGCAAGACGAGGUCGUACUACCAUUAUCAUAGCUCACCGACUGUCUACGAUAUAUGAAGCUGAUUCUAUUGCUGUCCUUCAUCAGGGAAGUGUUGUGGAGCAGGGAACUCAUGAGGAGUUGAUGAGAUUGCAAGGACACUACUACCUAAUGAACAGUGUCUCACAGCAGCAGAAGGAGGAGGAAGAGGAAGAUGACAUUUUUGUUUGAUUUAUUAUAAUUUUUAAUUGGUUUUC